Messenger RNA from Acomys russatus (golden spiny mouse), 371 nucleotides. RefSeq names its product ATP synthase subunit f, mitochondrial-like. NCBI's taxonomy places the organism in Eukaryota, Metazoa, Chordata, Mammalia, Rodentia, Muridae. The transcript has a single exon. The coding region runs from base 1 to 267 and encodes 88 amino acids. The record is from RefSeq and is a predicted model, not a curated record. Gene Ontology annotation, biological process: proton motive force-driven mitochondrial ATP synthesis. Gene Ontology annotation, molecular function: proton-transporting ATP synthase activity, rotational mechanism.
AUGAUGUCGCUCAUGCCACUGAAGGACAAGAAGCUCAUGGAGGUUAAACUUGGAGAGCUGCCAAGCUGGAACCUGAUGCGGAAUUUCACCCCCAGUGGGACUGGAGGAGCCUUCCGGCGAGGUUAUGACCAGUACUACAACAAGUACAUUAACGUUCAGAAAGGCAGCAUCUCGGGGAUCACCAUGGUGCCGGCAGCCUAUGUGGUUUUCAGCUACUGCAUUUCUUACAAGGAACUCAAACAUGAGCAGCGACGGAAGUACCACUGAGGGGUCACCACGGAGGGCACUGCACGCCUGACAGCCCCGUCCAUGAAGAAUUCCACUGUGGUGGACUCUAUAUCCUGACAACUAGUGUCCAAUAAAAGGUGACU